Molecule: messenger RNA, 3281 nt
Organism: Linum trigynum
Lineage: Eukaryota; Viridiplantae; Streptophyta; Magnoliopsida; Malpighiales; Linaceae
Source: the annotation of a GenBank genome assembly
CGUUUCGAUCGACAUCACAUUGGCGUCCACAGUCAAGCCAUAGUGGCGCAUCAUCAACGCACACCUAGCCCGUUCCCUCUACCCGAGCUAUAACAAUCCGAACAAGAAAACCGAGAGGAUCUUGCUGGCAUUUGCUUCCAUGGCGGAUCUGUUUAGCAACCUUCAUCUUGGUCCAGUCAUGGCCACCUCUUUUGCUAGAGCCAUAGGGGGCAAACGACGAUAUAUCACAUCAAUGGGGCCCUACAUUACUUGUCUCGUCCGUCACUUGAAUGUCAAUCUGGCAGACUGCACCUAUUAGGGGCGCUCCACGGCGUUCGAAAAGAGCACUUUGGGUUCCAUGCAGUUGCUGAGAUCUUUUCGACCAUUCCAGUUCAUUGAGAGACUACCUAUGCCACCAGAGCCCCACCUCCGGAGCAGCCACCUGCUCGAGAUCCUGGCAGCCUCCAGAAUCCCGCGCUCCAGCACCCAGUUCCACCACCACCAGAAGCACCAACACCACUAGCUGGUGUUCCCCUCGUUCAAAGGAUGGAUCGCCUUGAGACCCAUGUCGUGGGAGUGACUUCCCGACUCAAUCGGCAAACCAACCUACUUUAGCAGAUGGCGCGUCGCCUGAGCCUCAUUCCAGAUGAUGAGCCGGGGCGUUCGACCCAGUGAGAAGUAGCCGACAAGGGAGAUAUGUGGCAGAGCCGAUUCCUUUUGCCCCACUACUCCACUUGGAACUCUAAACUCUUUUGUUUUAUUUUUCUUUCUUUUAUUUUGUGUGUGUGAUCAUAAAUUACUGCUAUCGUAUUGUGAUGUGUAAUAACCUCGCCCCGAGCGAGUCGUAUUGUGUUUGUAUAUGUGUUUUUUUGUCUUCUCCUUGAAGCUUCCAUCUCCUACCCUGGAAACAAUUCCAACUUUCACUCACCAAGUAAAGCGGUAACAUCGUUCUACCCCUAUCUUACGCUAUUGAGGGCAAUGUCGAACUUAAAUGUGUGUGCGUGUGUGUGUGUGUGUUGGGGGGGGGGGGGGGGUAAGUUUAUUCUUAUGCUUGUGUGAGCAUGAUUGAUGCUUGUAGCCUUGAUGUAUGCCCAAAUUUGAAAAAUUUGAGGGCUCCAAUCAAUGUUUGUGAUGACUUGAUAUUUACACAUGUUUUUGUCCACCAUUCUUAUACUGUUUGGGGCUCGGAUCUCGGGGUUUAAGCUGAUUUUACGCUAGGUUGUUCUUGUUUAUGACAUUUCAGGUCCUAAUGCAUGAAUGAGGUUUGAGCAUGAGUUCGGGGUUGAUUGGGCGAAGACGGGAUGAGCGAUGGAGAGUAGACAAGUUGCAUAGCCAGUCCGGAAAGACGCACAACCGUGCAUGGUGGCCGUGCAAGCAAAGAUGCGCGAUCAGGGUUUGCACGGCCGUGCAUGACUUAUUUUUUGUCCGUGAUGAAUUCUGCGAGAAGCUGCACGGCCAGGCUCUCGGAUUGCACGGGGCGUGCAAUGGCCAUGCACUCCCUUCGCGGAACUAAUUCAAAUGCUGCAUUUUGGUUGCACGGGCAGCCAAGGAUGUUGCACGGUCGUGCGGCCUAACUGUAUAAUCGCGGGCAGCUGCAUUUUAACCCAAUUUCGAAUUUUGAAGAGGGGGGGGGGAGCUGGGUUUUGGAUCCCAAAACACCCAAGGGAAGGGACGAACCCUAGAGGGAGAGAGAGAGAGAGAGAGCAACUUGGGAUCAUUCUUGGAGCUAUUUUGGAGGAUUUCUUCACCAUUGGAGCUCGGGAAUCAAGCUUGGAUAUGGAUAUUGAAGAUCUAAAUCAGAUGUAUGCAUUCUCUCUCUUCUCUAUGGAGUAACUUCCCUUCACUUAGGUUUUGAGGAACCCUAGCCAUGUUUGUUUGAUUGGAUGAUUGUAUGAGUACUUUUACUUGAUAAUCUUGAGUUCAUAUUCAAUCUAUGCAUGUUUUCAUGAUUCAAUUCUACUUUAGUCGAGAUUAUUGAUUCUGCUUUGAUCCUAUGAGAGAGAAUACUUGAUUAGGUAAACAGAGCACCAUAGAUUGAUAGUAUUGGAUCGACUGCUUUAGUUGAGGGUCGAUUCACUACUUUGUAUCGAUUGAGAAUCUCAUUCUAUAGAGGGAAUCUAGUUCAGUUAGCCUUGAUCGGUUGUUCUAGAGAAGGAUACGUCCCUCUAGGCAAUUGACUCAAGAGGGCCUUGAUCCUUUAGUCAAGAUUCAAUGUCUAGUCAAGGAUUCUCCGCAUUUUGAAUGAAAGUGAAACAGGUUAAAGAUCAUCAAUCAUUAAUCUAGCUAGUGGCUAGGGGGAAUCAUACCUAAGUGAGUUCCUAACCUGUAAUUAGAUUAACUUUAACUGUAGUUUGCUAGAGUAGUUAUAGUUCUUCUUUCUUAAUAUGGUUUGCUAAAUAAUGAACUGAAGCUAAGUAAUAGUAACUCUAGAGACCCGUGGAUUCGAUAUUUAUUACUUGCACCACUAUAUUGCAGUCCCUUUCAUUGGUUACACUUGGCCACUGUUAGGAGUUGUGUUUUAGCGAGUCAGUUUGCAUGAUCAAAGUGGUCGGUUUGUAGGAGAAUCUCGUGUUUAUUGGCAUUGACCUUGAAUUGUUGCAUGUCGUCGAGUGUGUCCUAUGAUGAUGACUGAGAGGUGCAUUAGGAUAGUGCAAAAGUUUAGUUCUCAUGGGUGCAAAAAUGAAUGGAUGUCUUGACUCGAUUACUUGUUGAUUAUAAUUGUCAUGAAUUGUGUUUUGGGAAAGUGGAAUGAAUGAUUGGGUGACUAGGUAGCCAUGUGAGUUUUGACCGAUCGUUUUCUUCUUGUGUGCUUAAAUCCCUCUUACCAUGGCGAGUAACAUCACAGUUAUCACUAGUGAGUAUGAUGAAGGAAUAGGAUUAGUCCACGCCCAAAUGUUGAUUGUCCCGAAAUGUUUUAUCCCCUAGUCAACCCCUUUGAGCCUUAUGACUUUGGGGGUUGUUUCAUGAUUAGGAGCUUUGUGCUUGUGAGCUUAAUGGUGUUUGAUAGAACAACCUCCCAUACUUUCUUCGUGUCUAUACGUGUGUCGACCUUGUGUCCUGGAGCUCUCGCUUUUGAGUUCCAUUGAGGUUCUACAUAGGAGAAUUAUGCGUGGUUCUUGCUAGGAAUGAAAGAGAAAAGAGUAGUGUUGGAGUGAUUCUUAAAGGAGAGCAUUGGUUGUUAAAAGUAGUGCGGCAAGUGUUUAACUCUCUAGUAUCCCCCUCAAAAAGAAAAGAAAAGGAAAGUAGAAAUAAAUAAAAAAGAAAGAGAAAUGAAAAAGAGGUAAUAAAACGGGGUCAAUAAA